CUCAGAACACCAAGGUUUGUUUUUCCUAGCCGAGCUCUCGUCCAUCUGGGGCCAUGUUCUGGUUUCACCGACUGUCCCUCGUCCUCCUGCUGCUCCACCUGACUGCCGCUCACAUCGUCUUUUUGGACGGCGAGGCGGCCAGCCAGGUUCUGACCCGACAGAGACGAGCCAACAGCUUCUUAGAGGAAUUCAAACAAGGCAACAUGGAGAGGGAGUGUCUGGAGGAGCACUGCGACUUUGAGGAGGCGCGAGAGAUCUUCGAAGACAGCGAGAAAACGAAUACAUUCUGGGCCAAAUACAUUGACGGCGACGCAUGCGAGUCGAUGCCAUGCGCUCACGGGGGCGUUUGUAAAGACACCGUUGGUGGCUACAACUGCUUCUGCCAGCCCGGCUACCAGGGCAGCACGUGUGAAAUCGUUGUUCCGGAGCUCUGUGAGAACAGAAAUGGUGGCUGCGAGCAUUUCUGUGCCGUGGUGGAAGGAACCAUUCAGUGCUCGUGCGCCAUCGGAUACUUCCUGGAGUGGGAUGACAAAUCCUGCAACUCCAAUGAGCCCUUCAAGUGCGGCGCCAUCAUCAGCGCAAACACCCGGACGGUGUUCAGGUAUGUUCGUCAGAACACCACGGACGUAAACGGCAUCAGGUCGAACACGACGGACGUAAACGGCAUCAGGUCGAACACGACGGACGGCAGCACCAACUCCACCGAGCCUCUUUUGCCAGAAAAUGCCGUUUUCGAGGAAUUGGUGAUCCCCGAUAGGGCGGUGAUGACCCGCAUUGUUGACGGCGAGGACUGUCCUCCGGGGGAAUGUCCAUGGCAGGCUCUCCUCCUGAACGAGGACGAUGUCGGAUUCUGCGGAGGAACCAUCCUCAACGAGUACAUCAUCCUGACCGCCGCCCACUGCAUGAACGAAUCACGCUACAUCUACGUCAAGCUCGGUGAGUUUGACGUGUUGGUGGAUCACGGCACCGAAGCCACCCACCGAGUGGAAACCAUCAUCACCCACAACAGAUACCGGCCGAACACCUACCACAAUGACAUCGCGCUCAUCAAGUUGGCCACGCCCAUCAAGUUCUCCAGGUUCAUCCUGCCGGCGUGCUUACCAGAGCAGGACUUUGCUGAAAAGGUGUUGAUGCGGCAGAAAGAUGGUUUUGUCAGCGGCUUCGGCCGACUCGGCGAAGGUCGGCAGCCGUCCUCCAUCUUGCAGCGCCUCGCCAUGCCUUACGUGAACCGGCAGACCUGCAUUGAAUCCACCGAGCUGCGCAUCUCGGCCCACAUGUUCUGCGCCGGCUACGACGCCAUAGCCAAAGACGCGUGCCAGGGCGACAGCGGUGGGCCGCACGUCACGCGCUACUCGAACACCUACUUCAUCACCGGCAUCGUGAGCUGGGGCGAAGGCUGCGCACGCAAAGGGAAGUACGGCGUCUACACACAGGUGUCCAAGUACAUCAGCUGGAUCCACAAGGCCAUCGCCAAGCUGAUGCCCGAAGACAAGAGCGGCGGCGGCAGAGCGAGGCGGCACCACGGCGCAAUCAAGAGGCUGGUUCUGUAA
Cyclopterus lumpus (lumpfish) is the source of this 1550-nucleotide messenger RNA. RefSeq names its product coagulation factor X (gene f10). Gene Ontology annotation, cellular component: extracellular region. Gene Ontology annotation, molecular function: serine-type endopeptidase activity; calcium ion binding. The coding region runs from base 54 to 1550 and encodes 498 amino acids. The record is from RefSeq and is a predicted model, not a curated record. The transcript has 9 exons. Lineage: Eukaryota; Metazoa; Chordata; Actinopteri; Perciformes; Cyclopteridae. Gene Ontology annotation, biological process: blood coagulation; proteolysis.